Ectocarpus siliculosus is the source of this 264-nucleotide messenger RNA. NCBI's taxonomy places the organism in Eukaryota, Phaeophyceae, Ectocarpales, Ectocarpaceae. The record is from the annotation of a GenBank genome assembly.
AUGGCGCGUCCCUGUGGGAAGAUCCUCAGCAGAGGGGUGGAGAGGAGGGAGAAGACCAUCGGGCCCCGUUUCGGGAAAUCUUGCUGUCGCAGCAGAGCCACUGGCUUUCUCAAACACGAGGCCAUGUCACAAGGGGGGGCGGGGCGGGGGGUAGAUUUGCGAAAUCAGAACAGACAAAUGACCGCGGUGCAGAGCGAGCGGUGGGCCGCGGACAAGCUGUUGAGGGGUUCCCGGAGGAAGAGGGUGACAUUGGCGCUUGGGUAG